Molecule: messenger RNA, 3781 nt
Organism: Frieseomelitta varia
Lineage: Eukaryota; Metazoa; Arthropoda; Insecta; Hymenoptera; Apidae
Product: PHAF1 protein CG7083
Exons: 8
Coding region: 227-1501 (424 amino acids)
Biological process (GO): Golgi to plasma membrane protein transport
Cellular component (GO): trans-Golgi network
Source: RefSeq, a predicted model, not a curated record
UGUAGUCUGCGGUACGUAUCAGCUGUUCGGUGACAGUUUGCCAGCCGUAAGAGUAGAGUGUCGAGGUUUAUUGUUUAGGGAAGCAAUAUGGCUAUCUGGUGAUUUGUAACAGUGCGAUACGUAGACAAAGGAACAACGCAGUUCUUAUGAUACUUGGAGACGCGUUGUGCACUCUGUUCUUAGUUUAAUUUAAAAGUAAAGGGAACAAUAAAGAAAUCGGCUAGAGAUGUUGGAACUCGAGGUAGUACCCGAAAGAUCCCUCGGUUGCGAGCAGUGGGAAUUUAUUUUAGGCAUGCAUUUUUCCCAGUCUGUGUCAAUAAUACAAUCCCAAGUGGGCAUUAUAAGAGGAGUACAAGUACUUUAUAGUGAUAGUAAUCCUUUAGAUGUAGAUUUAGUAAUAAAUUUACCUCAUGAUGGCGUUCGGCUUAUAUUUGACCCAGUGGUGCAAAGGCUCAAAAUAAUUGAGAUUUAUAAUAUGAAAUUAGUUAAACUCAAGUACUGUGGUUUGCCAUUCAAUUCACCAGAGGUUUUGCCAUCUAUUGAACAGAUUGAGCAUUCGUUUGGAGCAACUCAUCCUGGUGUUUACGAUAGUGACAAACAAGUAUUUGUGUUAAAUUUCCGAGGACUAUCGUUUUACUUCCCCAUUGACUCAAAAUUUCAACCUGGGUAUGCACAUGGAUUAGGAUCAUUACAAUUUCCAAACGGAACAUCUCCCCUUGUGGCAAAAACAGCCAUUUAUGUUGGUAACAUGGGUGCUGGAAGUGGAAGCGAUGAACAUAAUUUAAAGGCACCGCCACCACCUCUACCGCUUGUUUGCUAUCAUAACAAUUUGUAUUUAGAAAAGGCAGAUGUUAUGCGGGACAAAAUUCGUACACGAGGUCUUAGAUUGCACCUCUUUACAGAAGGCAGCUCUGUAACAAGGGUAUUAUUAGAGCCAAAAAAACGCUGCUUAACCAAAGAGGUGUUAUUCGGUGACACUUGUGAAGAUGUGCUGAGCGCCUUGGGAGCACCUUCUCGAGUGUUUUUUAAAGCCGAGGAUAAGAUGCGCAUUCACAGCCCUCACGCACACAAACGUGAUAAAAUAAGACGAUCAGAUUUCUUUUACAACUAUUUUACUUUAGGAUUGGAUGUUUUAUUUGAUGCCAAAACUCAAUGCGUUAAGAAGUUUGUGUUACACACAAAUUAUCCGGGCCAUUAUAAUUUUAACAUGUAUCAUCGUUGCGAGUUUUCUUUAACUCUUCCGCCAGAAAAUAAUUCCACUGAAUCGGGGAAACUCAUAGAUGUUUCUCCUUCUCCAGUUACGAUCACUGCCUAUACGAAAUGGGAUAGAAUAAGCGAGCAAUUGAAGGCUAGUGCACGGCCAGUAGUAUUGAACCGUGCUUCCUCAACGAACACAACAAAUCCAUUUGGGUGUACAUUUUGUUACGGUAUACGCGAUGCAAUUGUUGAAGUCAUGGCGAAUCAACACAUCGCAAGUGUAACUUUAUACAGAGCGGUGUGACCUUGAUAACUUAUACAGUAUAAUGGUGCAUUAUAAAGCGCUCUUUGAGGAGCAAUUGAUGGAAUGGUGUUUUGAAAAAGAUGAAAACAUACAAAAAAUAAGCAUGUUUUAACUUUGUUGGAAAUUGCAUGAUAACAUCAUCUUUGAAAAAGACUGUACGAUGCAAAGGGAAAUAAUGAGAGUGCAUGCAAAAUCCUCAUGCAGUUUCGUUUUUUUUUUUAACUAAUGUAAUAACAUGUGAGAAUUUUAAAUAAACAGAAUUAAAAGGAAAAAAGAAGAAAAUUGCUGAGAAAGCAAUGGUGGUGUAAAGCUCAGAAAAACAAGCGAUAUCAUUUUGAAUAUCAUGUAUUGUUGCUUGUAAUGAUUUAUAUUUUUUUCUCUGGGAUAUCUAAAGCCAGAGAAAUGAAACAAAACAAAAUGAAAAAAAAAAUGAAAUAAUAUCAUAAAAAAAAAAUAAAAAAAAUAAAAAAGACGAUCAACUAAGGGGUACAAGUGUCUGCAAUAUUCAAUAAUAUCAUAUUUAAUAUACCGUUUUUAUCUUUUGGUUAUAAGUUUUAAAUAUAGUUAAAGAAUAAAUAAAAAAAAAUGAUCUUGCGUGAGCGACGAAUAUUAUAAUAUUUGAGCUCGAUAAUAAAAAGAAAAAGAAAUAUAAAAAAAAGAAAGUAGUUUCAGAAAAUAACAGAAAUUUUGAUAGUUAAUGAUAAACUUAUGAUGACAGUAACGAUAAAAUAUAAUAACGUGCUUAGUGCAAGUAAAAGAAAAAAAAAACAAAAUAUCUAACUUUCGUAAACCAAAAUUUUAUAACGUGUGUUUAAGAUAACAGACAAAUAGAAACUAAAAAAAAAAAAAAAUGAAUGAUGAUACAAAAGCGAUGUUUUGGGUAUACAAAUUAAUAGACGUAAUACAUAUUAGAAUGGCAUUAUCCAUUCAAUCUGUGCAGAAUUGAAUGUAAAACCGCAAAAGUCUAACAAGAAACGAUAGAAGUGUACAUUAAAUAACAAAAGCGAUAUCUAUCAGUGCAGGAGGAAUUUAAAUUCAUGGCCUGUUUUUUACGCUUUUACCUAUCAAACUCUGAUCAUUGUGAUACGUGACGAAAAUUCGCGAUACAAUUUUAAUUGUUACUUCUUUGCAUUAACACGAACAAAAUAGAAAAAGAAGAAAAAAAGAAAGAAAGGAUAUUUAACUAAUUACUUUCUUAUACAUUUUUUGUGACGUUACAUAAUUCUUGUGAUUAUAAGUGUACUCUCAGAACUGAAUUAGUCUUUAAUUUUAGUCAUGUACUGGAAUACUACAACACUAUGAAUUUGUCACGAAGCUUAUAAUGCCAGAAGAAAAGUUCUUUUCAUUUUUUUUCUAUUCUAUGAAUUUGAGACUUCACGUUGAUGUUAAAUUGCACAAUCAUGUAUACCCUAUAUCAACUUGUUUCCCGCUAAUCGUAGGGUAUAAAGGUAAAUAUGUUUUAUGUAUGGUAUAAACUUUGAUAGUUGAUAAUCUACAGCGGUUAUAAGAUCUGUAAUGAAUAAUAAUCGUAAAAUAUAAAUAACAAAGAGUGCGUUCAAGAUUGGCACGCAAAGUAUGAAUGAUGAAUUACUUUGAUUAACACUUUUGACUGCACAGAUUCGUGACGAUUUUCCUUCCUAUAUACCGAAUUAGUGAAAAUUUUGUGGUCCAUGGUUUAUAAUAUAAUUCUCUGUAAAUUGUACGCUUCUGUACCCUUCAUUGGACACAGAUGAUAUUUUUCAUUUGAAGUUCAAAGUUGAAAAGUUAAGUGAUCUCAGAACAUAUACAUACAUAUAUAUCAAGAUUCGAAAGUAAAAGCGAUGGAAUAAAUAACGUUAUCAAGAAAAAGUGUUAAUUAACGCAUAAUUGUACAAAAAAGCUUUGAGAAACGUGAAACUGCGUGUUUAUCUGCGGGUGUUUUUGUUUCUCAAAAUCCUAUUUCGAUGGAAUACCUCCUGUUUUUGUCGACUUUGACUAUGUCAAUACUGUUUUGCGUGGAAAUUAUUUUCAAGUAAAUAUAUAGAGCAUAAAAUUCUCUAAAUAAGCUUCACUGAUCUUCAUCCGUCGACGCAAUAACAAAUUUUCAAGGCAGGUAGAAGUAAAAAAGAGAAGAAAAACGAAAUCAGUGAAUCUUCUAGAAAUUGUAUUCUCUAUAUAGUUAUUUUUAAUAAUUCUUCUCGAGAAAUCUCUCUAUUUAGUUUAUACAGAAACGAAUCAUUUUAUAUUGAAUGGAUUAUAAAAUUAUGUAAAACGAUUUUGUAUAAAUUAUUUUUCCUUCAA